This is a messenger RNA of Oreochromis niloticus (Nile tilapia), 4734 nucleotides long. RefSeq names its product synaptosome associated protein 91b (gene snap91b). Lineage: Eukaryota; Metazoa; Chordata; Actinopteri; Cichliformes; Cichlidae. Gene Ontology annotation, biological process: clathrin coat assembly; synaptic vesicle budding from presynaptic endocytic zone membrane; clathrin-dependent endocytosis. The coding region runs from base 892 to 3315 and encodes 807 amino acids. Gene Ontology annotation, molecular function: SNARE binding; 1-phosphatidylinositol binding; phosphatidylinositol-4,5-bisphosphate binding. The transcript has 25 exons. The record is from RefSeq and is a predicted model, not a curated record. Gene Ontology annotation, cellular component: extrinsic component of presynaptic endocytic zone membrane; clathrin-coated pit; clathrin-coated vesicle.
GCAGCUGCUAGUGUGCCACCAUGACGCUGGUGUAUUAACCCUUUGGCGCAAAUUGAUAGCGAUUUCUGUACUGUGACCCCCCAUGCCCACACCCCUUUAAGAGACGUGGUGAUGCGACGUGUGUCACCCAACCCUGUCCGAGAAGCUGCCGAGAAGAGGAGAGUCUGGAUGGACUUGUAGACAGGUCAAAUAAAUAAACAAACCACAGGGGGAAGGGGAAAAGGAAAUUCCCUCCUCGCUUUUCCUGUUCCCGAGCCUCUUGCGCUGCGCAGUGUUGGCGAGGGGAAGCGGUGCGCAAUUUUCUAUCGCUCUGAGGAAAGGACCACAGCCUGAAACGGCAUUUCCGAGCCGAGACUGACGGAUCAAAGAGGGAAGAAACGCUGCAAUCUGACGACCUGCUUUGCACUGCGGGUUCUUCAUUUAUUCAAAAGCUUUUUUUUUUUAAUGCAACGACGAAGGAGGGAAAGGGAGCCAAAACCGAUGUUCUCCUCCAACAGGGAUAUUUGACCGACCUAUGCAGCGCUGAUUUAUAUACCUUAUUUUUCAGAAACACUGUUCUACGAUUAGACGAGUCUAUUCCUGUGCUGGCCGAUUAAAAAAAUAAAAAUUUCACCGGGUUGAGAAAAUAGCUUUCGUCGCCAGCUUGUUACAUAACCGAGUGGCUUUAGCUCUCCAAGGUGCUGAACUGAACGCUCGGAGCCUAUAACAGGACGAGCCGCCGGGAAUUCACAACCUUGCGUCACAGGCCUAUCAUCCAGGAGAGGGACGCACUGGAUCUCAUCUCACUGAACCGCAGGGAAGAAGCUGGGUUGUAUUCUUAUUUUUCCCCCCUCCCCCCUCACCGUCCGUGGUGAAAUAAAUUCCUGAGGAGGUCGAAACAACUGGGAGAAAAUGUCGGGGCAAACGCUCACGGAUCGUAUUGCCGCUGCGCAGUACCAGCUAACGGGAUCGGACAUGGCCCGGGCUGUCUGCAAAGCCACCACUCACGAAGUGAUGGCGCCCAAGAAAAAGCACCUGGAAUACCUGGUGUCAGCCACCAAUACCACCAACGUGAACAUCCCUCAGAUGGCUGACACACUGUUUGAGCGAUCCACCAAUGCCAGCUGGGUGGUCGUCUUCAAGGCCCUCGUCACCACUCACCACAUGUGUGUCUAUGGCAAUGAGAGGUUCAUUCAGUACUUGGCAUCCAGGACAUCCUUGUUCAACCUCAGCAACUUUAUUGACAAAACUGGAUCUCAUGGCUAUGACAUGUCAACAUUCAUCAGGCGGUAUGGACGAUACCUGAAUGAGAAAGCCUUUGCUUACCGCCAGAUGGCAUUUGACUUCACCAGAGUCAAGAAAGGCGCGGACGGCGUGAUGAGAACCAUGACUACUGAGAAGCUGCUGAAAGGCAUGCCUGUUCUGCAGACACAGAUUGACACACUCCUGGAGUUUGAUGUUCAUCCCAAGGAGCUGAACAAUGGGAUCAUCAAUGCUGCAUUCAUGCUUCUCUUCAAGGACUUGGUGAAACUGUUUGCAUCCUACAAUGAUGGGAUCAUCAACCUAUUAGAGAAAUUCUUCAAAAUGAAGAAGAGUGAAUGCAAGGAGGCCUUGGAGAUCUACAAGCGUUUCCUGACCAGGGUGACAAAGAUUGGAGAAUUCAUGAAGCUGGCUGAGACAGUUGGAGUUGACAAAAAUGACAUUCCUGACAUCAACUAUGCUCCCAGCAGUAUCCUAGAAUCUCUGGAAACUCACAUGAAUGGCCUGGAGGAUACAAAAGGUGGAAAGAAGGGUGAAGGGUCUCCAACAAAGGGAUCUCCUACAAACAAUGUGUCUCCAACAUCAACUCCAGCCAAAUCUUCAAAUGCUGUUCCCACACUGCAGCCUCCUCCUGGGGACAGUGCUGCCAGCGCUGCUGCUUCAGCUGCUCCUGAACCAGCCGAAGAUUCAUUGCUAGAUCUGGAUCCACUGGCUUCUACUGGCCCUUCAGCACCAUCAGCUGCCCCCACAUCUUGGGGAGAUCUUCUUGGAUCAGAAAUGGGCGAUUCCUUGCUAUCUGAACCCACCCUCGCAGCUGAGCCCACCCCCUCCCUUGCAGCGGCAUCGCCCACUCCUGCAGCAGCAGAACCCGGAGUCUCUCUAGCUCCUCCCACUAGCACAGCAGCCGCCACCUCCCCUGGCGCCGCCAAUGUGGAUCUGUUGGGAGAAGCCUUUGCAACUCCUGCUCCUGCCGCUGAGGCCUCCGCAGGAGCAGCUGAAGGUGGGGCUGCUGCUACAUCCACCCCAGCUACUAACGCUGGAACUGACCCCUUUGCUCCCUCAGAUGGUAGCACCAACGCAGCGUCUUCAGGUCUAGACCUUUUCGGCAUGAUGUCAGUGGAGAGCAAUAACCUGGCUAGUUCCCUGGAUGCCUGUUUUAGCUCCGGUGUGCCCCAGCCCUCCCCUUCCCAUUCCCCUUCACCGCUUUUCACCUCCUCAUCCAACACCAUCACCACCACUGCAACCAUUUCAGCUCCCAUUGCCGCCAGCACCACCAGCCCUGGGACUGACCUUUUCAGUGGUAAACAUUGGAGAUGUGUGUGGUCUGGCAUUAGUAACUAUCGCAUCACACUGAGGCAGGCUGGUGUCUUCUUGAUUCUGUGGUUUGAGGCUGCUUGCCAUUUUGUUUUUGUUAUUAUUUUUAUGAGGGAAAAUGUGCACAUGUUUGCAGCUUUGCCUCUCCAGUUGAAAGAGUUUGAGCUUUUUAAUAUUCCUGUCUUGGGUGCGCAUGUAUUUGUAGAUAUCUUUGACUCCAUGCCAGACACGAGCUUCUCCAAAACAGACCCCGCUCCCAGUGCUGACUUGUUUUCAGCAGCAGAUGUGUUCAGCUCCUCUGCCCCCAUCCUCUCCUCAGCACCCCCAUCCAAAAUUGACACAGGAGCCAUCAUGAAUCUGUUUGGUGAGCCCACAGGAGGAGAUGCCCCAGCUGCUGCUGCUGCCCCUGCUCCUGUUGCCCCCGGUGCUGAACUGAUGUCAGUAUUUGAUGGCCUAGGGGAUGUAAUGAAGCCCACGGUGACUCCCCAGGCUGGGGAUGUUGACACCUCUAUGGCUAACAUGGCAAGUAAUCUCACAAUGGGAACUCCAGCGGCCCCUCAGGUAGCUCCCCCAAGUUGGGGUGCUCCCAUGGCCGGAGCACCAGUUGCUGGAGCUCCCAUGAUGCCAAUGGCGAGACCAGGCUUCCCAGCCGCUGGGGUGACCCCAGGAGCACCGAUGUCUCCUGGAAUGGCCCAGAGCCCCAGGAAGCCUCCACCACCCAGGAAUGCUCUGGAUGACCUCAAUAUUAAGGACUUCAUGUAGACUGACUGAUCCAGAAACCCCCAAGGUUUGUCAUCGUGUCUGGAGCUCUGUGGAUGUGGAUGUCUGCACCCCCCCCCCCUUUUUCUCUGCCCCUUCAGCCAGCCAGCCAUCAACUCUUCGAUCUUUGCCCCCCCCCCCUACCAGCCGCGACCCCUGAAAGCAACCUGCCCUCUUUAUCUAAUGUUGUAGCACAACUGUGAAUGUGAACCCUAGAUACAGAAAAGAGAAUUCCGUUUAUGUGUGUGUGGGUGUGUGUGUUAUUCAGUGUUAACAUUUACUUAAUAUACUACAGAAAAAUUAACAAAAAAAUCAGUAAAUGUGUAUUUAGAUUCAUUCUGGAUUUUGGCGUAUCAGCUGACUUGGAAUGGUGGAUAUAUGUUGGUUUCUUUGCGCAUCUCCCAGACGAAGACUGUGUUGUUCAAUGUGGACUGUGUUCGGUGUAACUUCACUGGCCAACUCCCACUCCUCUAUCCCUGUUGUUCAGACUAAUACUGUUUAUUGUCAUUAAAGACUUGGUUGUACCCAUAUAUAUAUCUGAUGGCCAUCCAUCCUACCUGUCUACUUCAAGUUUUUUGGACAAAAGCUCCUUAUCAAAAUGUACUUAAACACCACUUGCAAUGCAAAUCUGGGCUUAUCACUAAGGACAUUAAACAGUGUUUCGUUUCAUUUUCACAUUAUCUUUUUUUAGGGAUUGUAUGAAACAUGCAAAAAUUGACAUAUGCAUUUUAGACUAUUUUAAAUGACAGAUUAUACAUAUUUUCUUUAUUUUAAGUGAAAAAGUGUAUCAUAUAUUUUUAGUUACAUUAAAUUAUAUGGUUGGAUAAAAAUGCAAGUAGACUUAAAAGUUUCCCACUUUGUACAUACCUCUGAAGCUGUAACAAAGGCAGUAUUGAGUGGAAAUGUUGCUCAGAGUGUGUGCUGUGUCGCCCUUUGCUGGUGUGGAGUGGUACUGCAUCAUGAUGUGCAACACAGGUGAAUCUGGGAGGCACUCUGAAAGAGCUCCAUUCCUUGUUUUGUCUCUACGUACGAUGAGUCCAAGUUAAGGUGGAAACAAAGACACGAGGAAGUGUUUGUGAUUGGCCUCAGUUGUUUUUGGGCGAUUUGUGAUAGAGCAGCAGUCGGUACAUUUGUUCAUGUGCUGCUUAAGGAUAAUGGGCUCACUGUAAAGCACUCGAGUAUAAGCUGGAUGUUCUGUGUAUUAUUUCAAAAAGUGACUGUAUCUUAAUCCAUUGUGGCAUUAACAAAGUGUUGAAGGAAAAAUAAAAAUGGCACCCAAAAACAAGAAGAAUGUGGAUGAAUAUCAAAAAUGAAGGAUUCCUUUUGUUUUUUGUUACAUGGAUGGCAUCAUCCUCCCUCCCUCAACCCCACCUGCAUGUGAGUCCAAAUGAGAUGCAAUAAAAGACACAUCCGUUGAUCUCA